CGCUACUUUCUCACACCACCUAACCACAACUUGUCGUUAAUGAUUAAAAUAAAUGAAUACCAUUAUUAAAAUCGAGUGCCAUAAAACCCCAUUUCAAUUUUUCAGCUCUUCUGAAUCUUUAUAAGACUCAAAACGCCACCCUCUCCUCUACUGAGAAAAACAGAGGGAAAAAACGUUGGAGUCGCCAUGUCUGAAAUAGUCAACGAGGCUUGGAGAAAAUAUCUCAUACAGCUUCAGUCCCACCCUCUCAGAACUAAGGCAAUUACAUCUGGAGUUUUAGCUGGGUGUAGUGAUGCAAUAGCCCAGAAGAUUUCUGGGAUCAAAAAGCUUCAAUUGAGAAGACUGCUUCUGAUAAUGCUCUAUGGGUUCGGAUAUGGGGGACCAUUUGGGCACUUCCUCCACAAAUUGAUGGAUAUAAUAUUCAAGGGAAAGAAGGACAACAAAACUAUUGCAAAGAAGGUUUUGCUGGAACAAUUAACUUCUUCCCCUUGGAACAACAUGCUUUUCAUGAUGUACUAUGGCUUGGUGGUUGAAGGAAGACCAUGGAAUUUAGUCAAGAGUAAAGUUCGAAAGGACUACCCUUCUAUUCAAUUGACAGCAUGGAAGUUUUGGCCUAUUGUUGGUUGGGUGAAUUACCAGUAUAUGCCCCUGCAAUUCCGGGUCUUGUUUCACAGCUUCGUUGCCUCGUGCUGGGCAAUCUUUCUCAAUCUGAAGGCUAGAUCGGGUGUAAUCAAGCAGGCCUAGAACACCUAAUUUUGUUCUUCCCUUUUUCUAUGUUUUAUUGGAGCUCUUACACAUAUUUUGUGAAAAUGGUUUCCUGAUUAGUAUCCUUUGUAUAAGUUUCUAGCUGAAUUAGUACUAUGAAGCGGUCGAUUUUCUUUCUUACUGCCAGUUCUAUCAUACGGUUGAAUUAUUGUAGGAUAUACUUAAAUCUAGUUCAAUUUGCAGAAGAUCAACAGUGUUUCAGUUGA
Prunus mume (Japanese apricot) is the source of this 971-nucleotide messenger RNA. Its product is annotated as Peroxisomal membrane 22 kDa (Mpv17/PMP22) family protein. Lineage: Eukaryota; Viridiplantae; Streptophyta; Magnoliopsida; Rosales; Rosaceae. Gene Ontology annotation, cellular component: cytoplasm; membrane. The record is from RefSeq and is a predicted model, not a curated record.